AUGGGUCAGGAGAUCCAGAGAGCAAGCGUCAUCAGCAACCUGCCGAGUCUGGUUCGUCAGAACCCAGCUGAGACUUUUCGUCGAGUAGUACCCAAAGUUCGAGAGGUCUUAAAUGGAGCCAUCACUGAGAUACAGCUUGCAGCAGCAACUUCGUUUUUAACCAUCCUGCAGGACGACAUCAUUCUGAUCCACACACACACCUACUCUAUCUUAAAGACUGUCCUGAUCCACCUGAACCACAGAGACCCAGUGGUGAGCAGUGCCUGGUUGGAGACUCUGCUGUCAGCCAUCAAUGCUCUGCCCAAAGAGACCAUCAAACAGGAGGUUCUCAACCCUCUCCUGUACCAAUCUCGGGUUUCUCAGUCUAUUCAUGCUCGUCUGGCCAGCUGCCGUAUUUUAGGAAAAGUUGCCCCCAAGUUUGAGUCCCACAUAGUGAAAAAGGAGCUAUUGCCACUGGCCCGGUCUUUGUGUCAAGAUGUGGAACCAGAGGUUCAAGUCUGUAUCUGCCAGCAGUUUGAGAGCAUUGCUCAGGCCAUUGGGGUCGAUGAUACCAGAACUGAGCUUCUUCCUGAGCUGGUGGAGCUAGCUGGAGAUGAGGAGAGUAGUGUUCGACUGGCUGCCUUCGACAGCAUCGUCAGCCUCAUGGAGAUGAUGGACAGCGAUGACCGCCUCCAUGUCCUGGUGCCCAUGGUGACAUCAGUAUGCGAUGCUUCGUCACAGGUGGACAAAGUCAUCACAGCAUCCUUGUCUUUCCGGUUUGGGACACUCUGCAAUGGGCUGUCAGGUCUCUUGUCAGAUGAGCAGAAGCAUCUUAUGCUGCAGAAGUUUCAAGUUCUCUGUAUCACUGGACUUCCAACUGAAGGAAACCAGAUAGACGACAGCGAGUCUGCGCUGAUUCGCUCAAACUGUUGCUACAACCUGCCGGCCAUGCUUGUGUUUGUGGAUCCUGCCCACUUCCUGUUGGACCUCUACCCAUCUUUCUCCAGUCUCUGUAGAGACCCAGAGGUCAGCGUUCGGCAAAAUGCAGCAGCCACUUUCCACCAGGUAGUGAAGCUGCUUGGUUCUGAGUUCCACCUGGUCCACAACGAGCUUCUGUCACUGAUGCAGGAUGACUCCCUGGAGGUUUUGGACACUCUAACGAACCAGUUAGAUGAAACCCUGCAAGUGGUUCUGUCCAGAGGAGACAGUCUGAGACUGGACAACAAACUCUCAGAGUUGUUGUCAGCACUGCUGAUGGCUGAGCAGAAGGUUGGAUGUUCUCUGCGUUGGCGGCUUCAUGAGAAGCUGCUGCAGCGGUACAGCUGCCUGGCCAGACUGCUGCCCGGAGAACUGCUGCACCAGAACUUCUCCCCUCGGAUCUUCAUGAUUCUCACCACCAAUAAGGUGCUGCCUGUACAGAAGGAGGCAGCACGGAUGUUCUGCACCUUCCUGCGCUACAACCGCAAUCAGGAGCAGCGUCAGGAGAUGCUGGGGCAACUGAUCCGAGAUCUGGCUCAGGGCCGCAGUUACUGGAACCGUCUGAGGUUCCUUGAUGUUUGUGAAGUUGCCACAGAUAUUUUGUCUCGAAAAUACUUCAACAAACACUUCAUUGUCCCAGCGCUGGAGCUCGUCCACGACUCUGUCGCCAACGUAAGGUACAAGCUCUGCCGCCUGCUGCCACGGAUGCGUUCUUCACUCCACCUGCCAGCCGACAAACUGCUGCUGCAGAAACUGGACUUGUGUGUCCAGAAACUUCUCUGCAGAGAGAAAGACAAAGAUGUGGUGGCCAUAAUCCGAAAGACAGUGUUGGAACUGGAUAAACUGGACCUGUGUGAGCCCCAGUUUCAUAAGAGACACCAGUGGGACUUCUUGGAUCAGAAGGACGAGGUGCUGCUCCUGGAGAUGGAACAGCUGGAGCAACACCAGAGUGACGGGAAGCUCAACAACACCGACAGGAAACGAAGAGAUGGAAGAGAUGGAAAGACGAGUUUGUCCUCCACCAAGUCCAUGUCCGUGUCCACAUCUACAGCAACCUCGUCCUCAAGUAAAGAGAUGAGGAAGGUGAAACUGUCUCGCAGUCGGUCCCUCAGCAGCCAGCCAACAACGUCCAAAGCCAUGAACCUGGACCGGUUUCUAAAGGUCAAGGAUCUGGACGGUUCUUCUGGACCAGGGAAGUCCACUGUGUUAUCCACCAAAGAUGACUCCAUGAGGACUUCCCACUUCACCUUGAAUACCCAGACCACCUCCUCUGUGCCGGUUUUGAUCCGCAGCAACACCACCAGCCUCCUGGACCAGGCCAGUGUACUGGACCAGAGAGACCACAGAACCAGUAGCUUGGACCAGAGAGUCCUCAGAACCAGGACCUUGGGCCAGCGCAGUAAAACCUUGGACCACAGCUGUGGGCUGAAGGACAGUCAGACCCAGAAGUUGUCCACAAACAGGAAGUCCAGUUCUUUCCAGUCCGGGCAAGACUGAAGGCAAUGGUGUCAUCUUACCUACUCUGGAUCAUUGGUCAAUCAGCUGACUGGGAGCAGCAGACUCAAGGAACUACACAGAAUGCAACACAGCAUCAUGUCUACCUUAAAGAGGUAGCUGUGACUAUCUCCACGGAUCACUGUGUUCUAACCACGGAACCCUUCACCUGAUUGGAUCAGGACAACACGCGCAGAACUUUGGCUUCAUCUGAUUGGUCGGAGUUUUAUGCAGCUGCUUGAUGACUGGGUGGAUGUGUGGUGAUGUCAUGGCAGCAGCCAUGUUGAGUUGAACAUGAUGAACAAAGAUGGCAGCAGAGGAACAUGAAAAUAUUUAAAAAUAAAAAA
Messenger RNA from Nematolebias whitei (Rio pearlfish), 2798 nucleotides. It is a transcript of the gene ppp4r4, whose product is annotated as protein phosphatase 4, regulatory subunit 4. The record is from RefSeq and is a predicted model, not a curated record. The transcript has 23 exons. Gene Ontology annotation, molecular function: protein binding; protein phosphatase regulator activity. Gene Ontology annotation, cellular component: protein serine/threonine phosphatase complex; cytosol. NCBI's taxonomy places the organism in Eukaryota, Metazoa, Chordata, Actinopteri, Cyprinodontiformes, Rivulidae. Bases 1 to 2454 code for a protein of 817 amino acids.